Molecule: messenger RNA, 952 nt
Organism: Erigeron canadensis
Lineage: Eukaryota; Viridiplantae; Streptophyta; Magnoliopsida; Asterales; Asteraceae
Product: probable xyloglucan endotransglucosylase/hydrolase protein 32
Exons: 3
Coding region: 50-928 (292 amino acids)
Biological process (GO): xyloglucan metabolic process; cell wall biogenesis
Cellular component (GO): cell wall; apoplast
Molecular function (GO): hydrolase activity, hydrolyzing O-glycosyl compounds; xyloglucan:xyloglucosyl transferase activity
Source: RefSeq, a predicted model, not a curated record
UUUUCGCAAGAGAAAAACAUAAAUUUUUCGACAAAGAUUUUCACAUGUGAUGGCUAUCUACUUCCCUUUUCUUACCCUCUUCAUGCUCAUAGCUUCUUUCUCAUGCAAUGCUCAACCUUCGCCGGGUUACUACCCUAGCUCUAAAGUUGCCACCAUAAACUUUAACCAAGCUUAUAGAAACUUAUGGGGGCCACAACACCAGCGGUUCGACCAGAACACGUUGGUCUUGUGGCUUGACAGGUAUUCAGGAAGUGGAUUCAAGUCGCUCAAACCAUAUCGAUCUGGAUAUUUUGGGACGUCGAUUAAGCUUCACCCUGGUUACACUGCCGGUGUUAUUACAUCAUUUUACCUUUCAAACCAAGAAGAUCAUCCAGGAUACCACGAUGAAGUGGAUAUCGAGUUUCUUGGUACAACGUUUGGAAAGCCUUACACAUUGCAAACAAAUGUAUACAUUAGAGGGAGUGGCGAUGGAAAUAUCAUCGGAAGGGAAGAAAGAAUUCACUUGUGGUUUGAUCCCACCAAGGAUUUUCACAACUAUGCUAUCUUAUGGAGUCCCAUUGAGAUCAUAUUUUUUGUUGAUGAUGUGCCAAUUAGAAGGUAUCCAAGGAAAAGUGAUGCUACAUUUCCUUUAAGGCCAAUGUAUCUAUAUGGGUCUAUUUGGGAUGCAUCUUCAUGGGCUACCGAAAACGGAAGAUACAAAGCUGAUUAUAAAUACGAACCGUUUUACGCUAGAUACAACAACUUCAAGGUAGGAGGUUGCACCGCAUUUUCUCCAUUAUCGUGCCGACCCCCAUCUGGCUCUCCGGCUAGGACUGGUGGGCUAAGCCGUCAACAAGUGGCCGCGAUGUUGUGGGUUCAAAAGAACUUCAAGGUUUAUGACUAUUGUAGGGAUCCAAAGAGAGACCACACUCAAACACCAGAGUGCUGAAAUUUUGCACUUAAUUAUAAGACA